AUGACACGUCAUAACUCUCUUCAUUACCUUCACAGCCCACGGCCAGCCCACGGCCAGCCCACGGCCAGACCACGGCCAGACCACGGCCAGCCCACGGCCAGACCACGGCCAGACCACGGCCAGCCCACGGCCAGCCCACGGCCAGACCACGGCCAGCCCACGGCCAGCCCACGGCCAGACCACGGCCAGACCACGGCCAGCCCACGGCCAGACCACGGCCAGCCCACGGCCAGCCCACGGCCAGACCACGGCCAGCCCACGGCCAGACCACGGCCAGCCCACGGCCAGCCCACGGCCAGACCACGGCCAGACCACGGCCAGACCACGGCCAGCCCACGGCCAGCCCACGGCCAGACCACGGCCAGCCCACGGCCAGACCACGGCCAGACCACGGCCAGACCACGGCCAGCCCACGGCCAGACCAGGGCCAGCCCACGGCCAGCCCACGGCCAGACCACGGCGGCCAGCCCACGGCCAGCCCACGGCCAGACCACGCGCCAGACCCACGCCAGCCCACGGCCAGCCCACGGCCAGCCCACGGCCAGCCCACGGCCAGACCACGGCCAGCCCACGGCCAGCCCACGGCCAGACCACGGCCAGACCACGGCCAGACCACGGCCAGACCACGGCCAGCCCACGGCCAGACCACGGCCAGACCACGGCCAGCCCACGGCCAGACCACGGCCAGCCCACGGCCAGACCACGGCCAGACCACGGCCAGCCCACGGCCAGACCACGGCCAGACCACGGCCAGCCCACGGCCAGACCACGGCCAGACCACGGCCAGCCCACGGCCAGACCACAGCCAGACCACAGCCAGCCCACGGCCAGACCACAGCCAGACCACGGCCAGCCCACGGCCAGACCACAGCCAGACCACGGCCAGACCACAGCCAGACCACGGCCAGCCCACGGCCAGACCACAGCCAGACCACAGCCAGACCACAGCCAGACCACCUCAACGUGAAUAUUUGA
Messenger RNA from Oncorhynchus keta (chum salmon), 975 nucleotides. Its product is annotated as translation initiation factor IF-2-like. The transcript has a single exon. Bases 1 to 975 code for a protein of 324 amino acids. The record is from RefSeq and is a predicted model, not a curated record. Lineage: Eukaryota; Metazoa; Chordata; Actinopteri; Salmoniformes; Salmonidae.